This is a messenger RNA of Culicoides brevitarsis, 1713 nucleotides long. Its product is annotated as protein slit. Gene Ontology annotation, biological process: cell surface receptor signaling pathway. Gene Ontology annotation, cellular component: plasma membrane. Lineage: Eukaryota; Metazoa; Arthropoda; Insecta; Diptera; Ceratopogonidae. The transcript has a single exon. Bases 54 to 1475 code for a protein of 473 amino acids. The record is from RefSeq and is a predicted model, not a curated record. Gene Ontology annotation, molecular function: protein binding.
AUUUCAAACUCAACUGUUCAUAAGUAAACUAGAAAAAGUUUAUUUUCACAAAAAUGACACAAAAAUUGAACUUUUUAAUUAACUGCAUCAUUAUUAUAUGUUUAUUGUACCAAAUUGAGUGCAAAAUAGUAACGAACUUGUGCGAAAAACCAAUUAAUAAUCCAGUUACUGAGUCACAAAGCUUUUGCGAAUGCGUCACCGAAAACUCUUUAAGGUGGGGCGAGCUUGUAUUGGUUAUAAACUGUGCUGAAAAAUCACUUAAAAGUGAGGACUUUAGAGCCAACAUUUUACCAAACUUCACAGUAUCAUUGGAUCUAUCAUAUAAUCAAUUCAAAGAAUUACCGUUAUUAGAAGGAGAUGAACUUAGUUUUUUGGACGCUUCGUACAAUGAAAUUGAGAAAUUAGUCGAGAACAAUUUCGCAAGAAUUUCUAAUUUAGUUCAUUUGGACCUCAGUAAUAACCAUCUUGCGGAAAUUGAUAAAAAUUCAUUUAGUGCACUAAGCAAACUUACAGAAUUGAAUUUGGCGAACAAUAUGUUACACAUUUUACCGGAACAGUUGUUUUCUCCUCUACAAAGUUUAAGUUUUCUCACGUUAAGUGGAAAUAUUGGACUAAACGAAACUUUUAGUCAAGUUGGUAUCGAUUUAUUCCUAAAAUUAGGAGUUACGCCGACAUUGAACAAGCUGGAAAUCGAGCGGUGUAAUUUAACUCGCAUCGAUUUAGGACGUGGAAGUUGGCUGAGUGAGGUUUAUUUAGCCAAUAAUCUAAUCACUAAUUUAAAAGAAAUGCCAUCGCGAAUACGGAUAUUGGAUUUUAGCAACAAUAAUAUUGAACGGCUUUCUGAAUUGUUUUUUAGUGAAAUGAUUAAUCUUGAAAUGAUUUUGCUGCAAGAUAUGCCAGAGUUGACAACUGUUGAAGCUAAAAGUUUUUUUCCGUUGCUCAAUUUAAAGCAUGUCAGUAUUAGAGGUUCAAAGAAAUUGACCUAUAUCGAUGCCGAAGCUUUUGGUCCAGUUACAGGCGAUUCAAAAUUGCCAAGUUUAGAUAUCCUGAAUUUACAAGGAACAAAACUCACGUCACUUAAUGAGUCUUUGUAUGCUUUGUUGAAGGACACAAAAGCCAUCGAUCUUAAUGGAGUGCCGCUGGAAUGUGAUUGUCAUUUGCGUUGGAUAAAGAAACUUGCUGUGGAAACAAAUGGACAAUGCCGAUCUCCCAAACAUUUACGAGGUGUUCUGCUAUCAGGAGUGCCAGAGAAGAACUUUGAAUGUCGCCUCUUUCCCAAAUGGGUUUACACAUCCAUAAACGGAGUGCUUAUCUUGGUUGUUUUGAUUUUAUGUUCUCUUGCGGUCUGGUUUGUCACAAUGAAACUCAAAAGGACAACAGAUAACCGACACAAGACAAAUGUCCAUUCAUCAAGUCCAUACGCACCCAUUACCAUGGCAACAAAUGUCAGAGAAUCCAACAGUCCGUAUUAUUAAAACGAGCUCAGAAGUAUAUCAAAUGGUCAUAAAAAUGCACACCAUAAAAAUACUUUUUACUGGUUUUUUUUUUGUGCUCAUGUAAUGUAAGUUGCUCCAACAAAUCUGUGAGAAAAUGAAGAAAAACUUUUUUUUAUUUACUUGAAUAUUCUGGAAUAUAAUAAUAAUUGAGAAGUGUAGCAAAGUCUAUGUAUAUUUUUCUUUUGAAAUUAAUUAAAGCACGUAUUCUACGAAGCCA